Astyanax mexicanus (Mexican tetra) is the source of this 2507-nucleotide messenger RNA. Its product is annotated as acyl-CoA/acyl-ACP dehydrogenase. The coding region runs from base 52 to 1347 and encodes 431 amino acids. Gene Ontology annotation, biological process: fatty acid beta-oxidation using acyl-CoA dehydrogenase. Gene Ontology annotation, molecular function: flavin adenine dinucleotide binding; acyl-CoA dehydrogenase activity. The transcript has 9 exons. The record is from RefSeq and is a predicted model, not a curated record. Lineage: Eukaryota; Metazoa; Chordata; Actinopteri; Characiformes; Acestrorhamphidae.
CAUGCGCACUGUGGAGCAGCAGUGCACUACGAGCAGUGGUGCUGAGUGAUCAUGGCUCUGUGUGUAAGAUCUCUGCAUUAUUCGGGUUUUAGCCGCCAGAUCCUGAAGACCACUGCAGUGUUCAGUAAACGGCACAUAUCGGAGCGCGUGUCCUCUAAAUCUGAGCCCCGCUCCGCCCCGCAGACUGCAGAUCAUGUCCUCUACACCCAGGAACACUUUGCCCUAAAGGACUCUCUGAGGAAGAUCAUUGAUCAGGAGAUCAACCCCUAUGUGGACGAAUGGGAGGAGAAGGGACAGUUUCCGGCUCACAGGAUCUUUAAGAUUCUCGGAAGUGCUGGCUUUUUGGGAGUCAACAAACCUGUGGAGUAUGGAGGUUUGGGGCUGGACUUCAGCUACAGCGUGGCUGUGGCAGAGGAGCUGGGGAGCAUCAACUGUGGAGGAAUUCCCAUGGCCAUCGGGGUCCAGAGUGAUAUGGCUACCCCUGCUCUGGCCCGGUUUGGAUCCGCAGAGCUGAAGAAAGAGUUCUUGCUUCCCUCCAUAAUGGGAGACAAAGUGGCUUGCCUGGGAGUGAGUGAAGUAGGCGCUGGUUCUGAUGUGGCGAGCAUUAAGACUAAGGCUGUGCGUAAAGGAGAUGAGUUUGUCAUUAACGGUGGAAAGAUGUGGACCACCACUGGAUCACAAGCAGACUGGAUGUGUCUCCUGGCAAACACGAGCGAUGGGCCUCCACAUAAGAACAAAUCCCUCAUCUGCUUACCCAUGGAUCUACCUGGAAUUCACAUCGCCCGUAAGAUUAAUAAGCUGGGCAUGUGGUCUUCAGAUACAGCAGAGGUGUUCUUUGACGACGUCCGGGUUCCCUGUAAAAACGUCAUUGGGGAAGAGGGAAUGGGAUUCACAUACCAAAUGCUCCAGUUCCAGGAAGAGCGCAUGUGGGGAGUUGCAAAUAUUCUGACCACAAUGGAGAAAAUCAUUCAGGAGACGAUUAACUACACCCGAGAGAGAAAGAUCUUCCACCAGCCAGUGCUGCACCACCAGGUAGUGCAUUUCAGGCUGGCAGAACUGCAGACUGAGAUCGAGCUACUGCGUUCCCUCCUAUACCGAUGCACAGCUCUCUAUAUCAAGGGCAAUGAUGUGACAAAGUUGGCGUCCAUGGCAAAGCUGAAGGGAGGUCGUCUGGCUCGGGAACUGGGGGACGGCUGCCUGCAGUACUGGGGAGGCAUGGGCUUCACCAGUGAUGUCCUGGUCAGCAGGUUCUAUAGGGAUUCCAGACUAAUGUCGAUUGGGGCAGGAGCAGAUGAGGUCAUGCUCUCAAUCAUCUGCAAGUACAUGGACACCCUACCCAAGAAAUAACAGCACUGAAGGAGCUGUGUAUGCUGAUUUAUAACAAAGUGCACUUAACAUAGGAAAAAGCUUGGAAAUUUCAGAAGUUUCAGUAUUGUUUUAAACAUGCCUCUCCAACAGGGGCUACAUUCAGGUUCACAUUACCAGACUGAAAUGAUGCAAAAACCAAACUGAAGUUUUUGCCUUAAUGUUACACAAAUCAGAUAAUUUUUGAGCUGUGUGGACAUGUUCGAUCCAGUCUUUUCCAAUUAGAUUUGUUCACAUGUGUGAUGCUAGAUUGGAAGUGUAUCUGAUUCGUGGGCAUGUGUCAUAAAUUAACAUUUAUAUUGGAUUAUAAGUGUUUAAUACUGUUGGUUUUUGUCAUCAUCCGGCAAUGUAGUAAAACUGCAUAAAUUUGCACAAUAUCAGUGUGCACGUGUGGUGUUUCAGGGACAGAUAGGUUCACAUUAAAGACAGAAACCAGGCAUUUUUGUACUUAUCAAUAUUAAUUGUCCACGUAGACAAAUAUGAUCUGAGCAAAAGUAUCAAAAAUAUUAAUUUAUGAAUGGUGCUUGAAAUGUGAAUGACCAGAAUUCAGAAUGGGAGACGAAGGGGACAUAAAAAGAGGAUUUCAAUUAAAAAGUGUUCAGCUUAAGUUUAAUGCCCAUAAAUCUAUUGAACUUACUAUAAGCUACAAUCAGUUGAUCUAAAACUGUAGUGUAUGAACUUUUAUAUUUGUGGGUGUCUACAUAGCUUUUAGCUUUGCUCACAAGCACUCUAAAUUAAUAAGGUAUAGAUGUUAUACUUUAAAACAUAAAUUCUGAACAUGCUGAUGUAAACACUUGUGUCCACUCUAAACCUCAUUCAUCACUCUGAGGGAUAAUAUAAGCAACUCCACUACUUUAGCCAAUUAAUGGAAUAAUCCUUUUACUGGCAUUGUGGAUGCCUCCAAGGGGCAGCAAGGAAAUAUGGACAGUUCUUGUUAAAACACAUAUUAAAUUUGCUUUGAUUUUUAAUAAAAAAAAAAAAACAGAUUUAUCAUGUUGCCUUAACAAAAGGUAUUUCUCUACUUGAUAAGCUUGUAAAUAUACUGAUUAUUGUAGUUUUCUUGUACUAUCUGUAACUGAAUGUAUGAUCUCACUUAUUUUACAAGAAAAGGAAAAUAAUUAAUAAACAACCAUACACAAACA